Scylla paramamosain (green mud crab) is the source of this 2951-nucleotide messenger RNA. RefSeq lists its product as uncharacterized. The record is from RefSeq and is a predicted model, not a curated record. Bases 155 to 685 code for a protein of 176 amino acids. Lineage: Eukaryota; Metazoa; Arthropoda; Malacostraca; Decapoda; Portunidae. The transcript is spliced from 4 exons.
AUAGAUGUGUGUUGAUGGGUGAUAGGGCAGUCAUGGCAGAUGUUGGGCUCGUCGACUGCGCAGCCUCCGCCACACAGUCGUGUCAACAAUUUCCACGGGGCGCAAUGCUACUGAAGUAAACACGCAUUAUCUGACUCCCAGGUGUCCAGAGCAUAUGCACCACACCUGCCACGCCGAAAUGUUCCAGCAAGUGACGUCAGCAGUGGUGGGGAGUGUGUGCCGAGCUCCCCUGGCAGUGGUGGUGGCAGCGGCAGUGGUAGCAGUGGGCGUGGUGGCCAGGCAGCAGCAGGGGCCCCUCACUUGCUGGUCCUGCCUGGCUCACACUCAAGGAUCAGACUGCUUUGAACUGGACUAUGAGAACAUGACCCUCACCAAGAUGUGUAACCUGGAGGAGGUGUUCUGCAUGGUGAAUCGCAUCUGGUAUGUGGUGGAGGUAGGAGCUGAGGCAAGGAACCUGAGUGUGAACCGCACCUGUGCCACUGACUGCAGUCCAUCCUGUGUGGUGAUUGGUGACAGGACCAAGAUCCACUCCUGCACCUCCUGCUGCACAACAUCCUACUGCAAUAUAGGCAGCUCUGCCUCAGCCCAGCCCAUAGCCAAUACCUGCCUGGUGGGGGCUGCCCUGUUGCUGGGGGCCUGGAGCAGCCUGGCCUCCCCUUGGACAUACACCCUGCCAGCUGGCUGAGCCAAGUCUGCUUUGCUUUGUUUGCAUAUUAUAAAAUUAAGUAUUUUUGUAAAAAUACCGAUGUAAUACUUUUGAUAACUAUUAUGCACUAGUCCUAUAGCACAUGCUCUCUGCUGUAAGAACUGAGUGGUGAUUUUCAAAUAGUAUUUAAGGUGCCAGUGACCAUUUGCCAUAAGAGAGCUUACAAGCCCAGCUUCCUUUAUAAGUGCCAGAACUACGGUACAGUACUUGCCUCAGCAAUGCAUUCCCUCACUCUGAUAACAGUGACAGAGAGCUUAGCUAGACUGUACCUGAGUGGUGUGGUAGUUUGGUGGCAGCAGCAGCAGCAGCAGCACAGUGGUGUGUGGCACAAGUGACUGGCAAGACCCUUGUGGUGUGUUGCUCAGUGUGGUGACAGUACUGUGGUGGACAGACUGGGUGGUGCUGAGGCUGCUUGAACCACAUAUUAGCAUGUUGAAUUAUUGUUGUUUGUUAAUCUAUAAAAGAUUUAAAAAGAAUUUCAUCAGGUUAAGGUUAUCUCUCUCUUUUUGACAAACUGUCAGUUGUUCAUGCUACCAGUUUUAAAGUAAUGUCUCAGACGUGUCAAUAAUUUUUACUUGCAGGAGUUUCUGCAUGCAGACAGUCUGAUUAGUGGGUAAGGCUUGCUGGGAGGUCUGUUGCAAGAUCAUCAGCUUUAUUAAUAUUUACAGGUUUGCUCAGAGUAAUGGGAUUCAUUGGAGAGUGUUGUGUGGCAGACACAGUGACUCACUGUGCAUUGCAAGGGAAUAGAGUAAUGGGCCUCACUGGCAGGGUGCUACUAUGUAAUGACUAUGCUCAGAUGUGACACACACCCUCACACACUCACCUCUGUCUGGCUCUUUUUGGGUAGUGGGCAUGCUUGGAACAUCUGCAGUUAGCAGCUUUACAGAUGUGGCAUGGUGUCAUAGUAAGUGUGAUCCAUGAAAUAAUGCCCUACCUAUGGUAAGAAGUAAUGACACAGGUAUUAAACAACAACAGCAGCUACUACUACUACUAAAUAUGGGAGAACAGGAUAGGAGAGAACAACACUUUCUUCUGAAUUACUAUACAUAUAAUCAAGUUUAUUAAUCAGAAAUAAGUAUUAUAUACAUUUAUUCAGAUGUUAAGGAAGGUAAUGAACUCAGCCCUUUGACUGCUAUUUGCCACAUCUUUCCUUCAUUACCAAUCAUUCUGAGGCAUCUUUACUCUUUCUACAACCAUAUCCGGUCUUUAAACUGGGUAGAAAUUGCCAAAUCUAUUCUUUUUAAUCUCCUUUAUUAUAGAUGUAUAUAAAGAUUUCAUGCAUUACUUCUGGUGCUGUUAAUUGUUUUGUGUCACAGUGAAAGGGUUAAGAGCAGAAAUAGAACAACUUGUAGAGACUGAGGCAGGACAUGACCAAGCUUUGAUGUAGAGAGAGGGAGUGAAAAGACCAGUGGGAAGACCGAAGAAGACCUGGCAGUGUAUGUGUGGGGAGAGAGACACAAGAACAAUGAAUAUUUGAGGAGAGAUCAGUAAUGUGAGUGAGAGAGAUUCAUAAGCUGUGUGAAAUAUGGACAUUAACUGAAAUUGAGAUGAUUGAAGGCAUUUACACCAUACAUCAAGCCACUGGGGCAUUUCUAAGUGGCUUCUACAAACUCAGUAUUCUCAAAUGUUUUUGCUCUAUCAUGACUACACUUCACUGCCUUGGGCGAGAAUUAUUGAGGUUUUCAAGGGCAUUUUAUCAAUUCUAGUCAGUUUCAAUAGGCUUUCUAAUAUAAGGUAACAGGGUUUUUAAAAAUAUUUUCAUGCUUCUUUUCCAUAGAAGUUAUCUCAACUGUGUUUCCAUGGUUCUAGUCAUAGUUAUGGAAGUUGUGGAAGUUACUGAGGUUUUCAGGGGUAUUUUGAUCAAUUCUAGUCAUAGUAUAUAGUAGCAGGCUUUCUAGUGUAAGGUACUGGGGGUUUCAAGGAUGUUUGCAUAGUUAAAGUUUUAAGAUGUUGUAAUGGAAGUUAUCAGGGUUUUCAAGGGUAUUUUCAGGAAUCUAAUCAUAGUUCAACAGGGAUUCUUCAUUAUUGAUAGGCAAAAACACCCAUGGGAACCCAAUUAAUUAAUCCUGUGGCCUUUGAGAACAGUCCUGAAUAGAGUCCAAGAUGUUUCAGAAUACAGAUCCUGGAUCAUGACUUCCAGAAUCUUUGCAGUCAACAUUCCUGGCACAUCAAUAAGCCAUGAGUACAUAUGUGAAUCAGAAAAACACUUUAAUUGGUGGUAUUAAUAAACAGUAUUGAUUCUUAA